UUAUCGGACGAAAUCAUUUUAGUAUUGAAUAAACAUGUACACCAGAGGUUUUCAAGAAGGCUAAUCCAUUAACACAAACGAGUGAAAAUGUAUGUCAUAUACACAAAGGAGUUAACAUAUAUGUCAUAUACCCAAACGAGUGAAAAUAUAUGUCAUAUACACAAAGGAGUGAAAAUAUAUGUCAUAUACACAAAGGAGUUAACAUAUAUGUCAUAUACACAAACGAGUGAAAAUAUAUGUCAUAUACACAAAGGAGUUAACAUAUAUGUCAUAUACACAAACGAGUGAAAAUAUAUGUCAUAUACACAAAGGAGUUAACAUAUAUGUCAUAUACCCAAACGAGUGAAAAUAUAUGUCAUAUACACAAAGGAGUUAACAUAUAUGUCAUAUACUCAAACGAGUGAAAAUAUAUGUCAUAUACACAAAGGAGUUAACAUAUAUGUCAUAUACCCAAACGAGUGAAAAUAUAUGUCAUAUACACAAACGCAUGAACAUAUAUGUCAUAUACACACACGAAUGAAAAUAUAUGUCAUAUACACACAUCAGUGAAUAUAUGUCAUAUACACAAACGCGUGAAAAUAUAUGUCAUAUAAACAAACGCAUGAAAAUAUACGUCAUAUAGACAAACGAGUGAAAAUAUAUGUUCAGCACUAAAUAUUUUCUCGGAACAUCGUUUUAGUUAUGAAAGUGUGAGUCUGCUCUUAACAGUAUAAUGGGUUCAUUCGUAGUGGACAAAAUUAAUUAUAUGUCCUCGUAACAAAUAUAUCACAAAAUAAAGCGUGUGUAUCGCAAACUGAUAACUGUUGUUAAUAUCAUGUGAGUUGUACGCAGAAAAAAUAAACAUGUUCGUUUUAAUCAGCGUUCUCUUACUUUGCUGGCCUAAUAUAGCGCAAGAUUGUACUGAACAUUAUUCACGAUUCGUAUUAGAAUCGCCAAUAUAUAGAUCUCUAUUAAGCAGCAAUUUGUCUACAUAAGACAACUGUAAGUGGACAGCUCAUAUCGACUAAUAUGUUUUCCGCCAGUGUUUGAUUGGUGAAUGAAUCAAAUGCGAUGCGAUGCAGCCAAUGCGUGCAACAUAUUAGACGGAUGUAAAACGAAUGCCAGAUCAAGUGAAAACCAUGCCAGAAUGAGCAUAGAAGACACGUCAUUAACUGUAUCAGCGUUAUUAUGGAGGCGUAGAUGUCACACCUGCUGAUGAGCGCGAGCUCCAAACUGAGGCUACCUAGAGGCGACUCUCCACUAAAUCUUAGCCUCAGCAAGUACGAGAGCCACACGUGCGAGCGCUUCGUUCAGUCGGAAGAUCUCCGGAGCGAGACGCUAGAUGCUACAGACGACGAUGGGACGACAGGUUCUAACAGAUGUGACAGUAUUUGCAUCAAACGUAAUGCAGAAACCGCACCUCGCUUUCUUCAGUUUUCCAUUGACGCCAUCUUGCAAGAUACCAAACAGAGUCCACCCGGAUAUUCCAGUCACGCAGUGGCGACCAGUGCGCUCUCCCCAAAUUUUGAACUUACAAACAGCGGUUGCCAAAGUAGCCGGGUGGAACUUCCGGUAUGUGAUGUGUUCUGGUGUCAUGUGUGCAACGCCUUCUAUUUGGACGAUAUCGACGCUAAGAACCACCAUACUUUACACUGUGUGAAGGGCGACAAGUGCAAUCUCCGGAAGUCGCUGCUCGUCGCGCAUGGCUGCGUCUCGCGCAACGCUCGCUUGAACGAGGAGAAAAUCCACUGCAGUCUCUGUGACAAGUCGGUGUCUCAAUGCUUCUUCAUCAAAUACCAGCGUCUCCACGACGGUCAUAUUUGUGACGUCUGCCGGAAGGAGUUCUCCACCAACAGCCGCCUGAAGGAUCACAUGAACGUCCACUUGGGAGCGAUGCCGUUCUCAUGCACAAUGUGCGAUCGGAACUUCUCCAAGAGAUCUUCCCUGACACAACAAAACUGCUACCACAGGGAUCAUUGAAGUUUUAAGUGCGGCUACUGCUCCAAGAAGUUUAACAGCAAGUACGCAUGCGCAGUUCACGAGAGACUCCACACGGGAGAUAACCAAUUUUGGUAUCCGGUGGCAGGGUGCGACAAGAGUUAUCCCCAGAAGAUCCAACUGAAACUUCAUUUGUGCUCGCACAAAUAGACAUGGUGACUAUUGUAUUAGCGGGAUUAUAUCUUUUACAUGUUAAUACUAUUUAUGACAUGCUUUACGCUACAUAUGCCUUGAAAUGCAUUAUUUGUUUGAAUGCAUGCUGCUAUGUUUGACAUUGCUAGUGGAUAUACA
Dreissena polymorpha is the source of this 2268-nucleotide messenger RNA. Its product is annotated as oocyte zinc finger protein XlCOF6-like. The coding region runs from base 1180 to 1959 and encodes 259 amino acids. Gene Ontology annotation, molecular function: DNA-binding transcription factor activity; RNA polymerase II cis-regulatory region sequence-specific DNA binding. The record is from RefSeq and is a predicted model, not a curated record. Gene Ontology annotation, biological process: regulation of transcription by RNA polymerase II. Lineage: Eukaryota; Metazoa; Mollusca; Bivalvia; Myida; Dreissenidae. The transcript is spliced from 2 exons.